CUUAAUCUGAAUAGUUUUAGAGAACUAAGGCCAGUCCUUCACUGGUUUUCUGAGUGUGUUUACUGAUUUAAAUAGGAUAUGUGUGUGCCUGAUAAUCGCCUUACAUAUAAGACUGAUGCCCCAAUUGUGUAUAAUGUGUAGUGUUUGGUAUUUUUGUUUUCCUAAUAAGCUUUUCCCUUGUUCUGGGAAUUAUAAUAAAAUCCUUUCCUAUUUAGCCCAAUUAAGUGUGUUAAGGGAGGGCCUCUAUGAAAAGGCCGUUCUUUGAGGUCUCUCAGUGGAACUGAUUGGUCCUGAGAAAUCUCAGUGGCUCAUAAAACAGUUCAUAAUUAUUGAAGGCUUAUAAUGAAGGCUGUCUGAAUUUCUUCCUCCAAAAUGCUAAGGAAUAAUUUAGGCAACAAUUCAGACUCUAAAAAUGAAGAUGGCUCAGUCUUUUCACAGACUGAACACACUAUUGUUGCGACUUACUUGAUCGUGGCAGGUAUGAUAAGUAUUCUCAGCAACAUAAUAGUUCUGGGCAUCUUCAUUAAGUACAAGGAACUUCGCACACCCACAAAUGCAAUUAUUAUUAACCUGGCUGUUACUGAUAUAGGGGUCAGUAGCAUUGGCUAUCCCAUGUCUGCUGCCUCAGAUCUAUAUGGAAGCUGGAAAUUUGGAUAUGCAGGCUGCCAGAUUUAUGCUGGAUUGAAUAUCUUUUUUGGAAUGGCAAGCAUUGGAUUGCUCAUGGUGGUGGCUGUGGAUCGGUAUCUGACCAUCUGCCGCCCUGACAUAGGGAGAAGAAUGACCACCAACACUUACAUCGGCAUGAUUCUGGGGGCCUGGGUCAAUGGCCUGUUUUGGGCUUUGAUGCCUAUCAUAGGGUGGGCUAGUUAUGCCUCAGAUCCUACUGGGGCUACCUGUACCAUAAACUGGCGGAAAAAUGAUGCGUCUUUUGUGUCUUACACGAUGACAGUUAUUGCAGUAAAUUUCGUUGUGCCCUUGAUGGUGAUGUUUUACUGCUAUUACCAUGUCACUCAAGCCAUUAAGCGUCACACUGCCACCAACUGCACUGAGUCCCUCAACAGAGACUGGUCAGAUCAGGUAGAUGUAACAAAGAUGUCUGUGAUAAUGAUAUGCAUGUUUCUGGUGGCGUGGUCCCCUUACUCCAUCGUAUGCUUAUGGGCUUCUUUUGGUGACCCAAAGAAGAUUCCUCCCUCAAUGGCCAUCAUUGCUCCACUGUUUGCAAAAUCUUCUACAUUCUACAAUCCCUGUAUUUAUGUGGUUGCUAAUAAAAAAUUUCGGAGGGCAAUGUUUGCCAUGUUCAAAUGUCAGACUCACCAAGCAAUGUCUGUGACAAGUAUUUUACCAAUGGAUGUAUCUCAAAACCCACUGGCUUCUGGAAGAAUCUGAAAUGAGAGAAAAGCACAUCCAAUCGAAACAUUUUAUUUGCUUUGCUUUUGCAGUGUUUUAAUUUUAUUUUACAUAUGAGCCCAUUUAGAUCAAAUGCAGACGUAGAUUGUUGUCCUAUUGGGCUGUAAGUUUCUCCAGUGCAGUUUGUGGUUCUUCGUGUGUGCUGGUUGCUGUAGUGAGUGUUUCUCUAUUUCUUUCUUUGUAAACCUACUGUCAUCUCCUCUGAUGAAUCUAGGCACAGGAGGAGAAAGUCUCUCUCCUUUCUCCUUACCAUGGAACGCAUUACACUGUAUCAAUGGCCUGUAACUUGCCCGGGUCUUUCAUUAGACUAGAAGCUGCCACUAUUUUGUUAGAAUAAAUUAAUAAUAAUGAUAAUUAAAAAUCCUCAAUAAAUAAUCACUGGAAUGAGUUAUUGCAUUUCCCAGUUAGAAUAGAAAACAUUUUUAGCAUUUCAAAGGUUUUUUUUUUCUUUGAAACAAAAUCUCACUAUGUCGCCCUGGGUAGAGUGCUCUGGCAUCACAGCUCACAGCAACCUCCAACUCUUGGGCUCAAGCGAUUCUCUUGCCUCAGCCUCCCAAGUAGCUGGGACUACAGGCGCCCACCACAAUGUCCAGCUAUUUUUAGUUGCAGUUGUCAUUGUUUUUUUUCCAGCCCAGGCGUGGUUGGAACCCGCCAUCCUUGAUGUAUGUGGCUGGCUCCAUAACCACUGUGCUACAGGCAUUGAGCCUCAGAAUUUUUAAAUUUUAAAUUAAUUAUGAACUUAAAUUAUUUAACAAAAAUAAUCAAAUGAACAUUAAAUGUUUUUGCUUCUAAAUUACAUGUUAGUCGAUGCACAUUGUUCUUUUGUAUUUUUUGUUUGUUUUUUUUUAAGAUAGAAUAUCACUCUUUUGCCCUAGGUAGAGUGCCAUGGCAUCACAGCUCACAGCAACCUCAAACUCUUGGGCUUAAGUAAUCCUCUUGCCUUAGCCUUCUGAGUAGCUGGGACUAUAUGUGCCCACCAAAACACCUGGCUAAUUUUUCUAUUUUUAACAUAGGCAGAGUCUCACUCUUGCUUAGGCUGGUCUUGAAGUCUUGAGCUCAAGCAAUCCACCUACCUCCCAAAGUGGUAGGAUUACAGUCAUGAGCCACCACUCCUGGGCCAUGUUGGUAUUUCACAUAGCUCUAUGCAUGUUGUUAUGUACUCUGCAAGUUUAAUUACCGUUUUUCCACAUAUGUAUUUCUAUGUAUUUGCUCCUAGAAUUAAGUUCCCCAACAGUGGGCAUUUUUGUAUAUUCAUUCCCUGAUGUAUCCUUAGCAGGUAGUCUGGCAGGUAGAAAGCACUCAAUAAAUAUUUUCUGAAAGCUGAAUGAAUUUAUAGACUCACAUAUUUGUUAUUUUAAAUAACCAUUAAGUGUAGCAAUACAUACUGUUGUUAGAUAAUAGACAUUUAUUUAUUUAUUUAUUUUGCAGUUUUUUGCCAGGGCUGGGUUUGAACCCACCACCUCUGGCAUAUGGAGCCAGUGCCCUAC
This is a messenger RNA of Nycticebus coucang (slow loris), 2894 nucleotides long. It is a transcript of the gene RRH, whose product is annotated as retinal pigment epithelium-derived rhodopsin homolog. Gene Ontology annotation, cellular component: membrane; photoreceptor outer segment. Gene Ontology annotation, biological process: visual perception; G protein-coupled receptor signaling pathway. The coding region runs from base 373 to 1386 and encodes 337 amino acids. The record is from RefSeq and is a predicted model, not a curated record. The transcript is spliced from 7 exons. NCBI's taxonomy places the organism in Eukaryota, Metazoa, Chordata, Mammalia, Primates, Lorisidae. Gene Ontology annotation, molecular function: G protein-coupled receptor activity.